ACCCCGGAACGCGCAUGCGCUAAUCUCAGUCGAGAAACAUGAUUGGCAGCCUGUUGUUUUAUGUGCUGUACCCGCUGUCACGGUACCUGACCGGGCGUUUCUCAGAGGCCUCAAAAAAGAGUCUCCUUCCUGCAGUGGUUAAUGGCACGGCAGUGUGGGAUGGUGGUGCUGUCACAACCAGGAAGUUCACCCAGUCUCAGACAACCCUUUUGGACCAGUGGCUCAGUCCAAGCAGUGAGACGAAAGGAGAAACGAAAGAGCAAAACUCAGAAAAAGAGGAUGAUACACGUACUGACACAGACAAAGCACAGCUGGUAGCUGUCCUGCUGAAAGAAACAGAGAAUGAGGUUAUAAAGACGAGUGAGGGGCCACAAGAAAGAGUGGAAGUUGCCAAGCAAGAGGAUAUCCAUGUAAUGCUGCAUAGGAGACAAAACAGAGAGGAUGGAAAUAUGUUUCCAACCGAGCCUGUCAGUCCAGAACAAGCAUUCAGGGCACUGUUAAAGGGCCUACAAACAGAUGACAGCAUGCAAGAAACUGCUGUUCCAGUACAGGAACAAGGACAGACAGACAACUUGGAGGAGUCAGCGGUAGCUCCAGCUGAGGACAGCACACGAGAAACUACCAAUCCAGUACAGACACAAAUACAGAUACUAAGUGUGGGAGAGUCUGUGACUCCAUCUGAAGUAACUGAGUGCUGGGAUGAAUACACAGCUCCUACUGCUGAUGCAAUGUUUGUUGGGACAAGCAGUUCCAAUCUGGUGUUUCCCUCUCUUCUUCCUGACACUCAGACCCACCUUAAUGUCAGUGGGCAGCAUGAUACACAGACUGGCUGGCACUUCCCUGCAGGACCUGGCUUGGCGGAAGAAGUGCAGUGUCCACUGAUGCAAUUUCCUACCAUGAGCUAUUACCCUCCAGUAGAGCACACAGAACCCUUUGAAGUAAUGUGGAGAGUAUGGGAGGAGAUGGAUGAGAGUGGUGCUGCAGCAGAGCCUGCCCUGAUACCCUUCCCAUUCACAAAGGUCUCGAUGGACUUCACUGUCAUGUCCUACAACAUCCUGGCUCAGGACUUACUGGAGGCCAACCAGGAGCUGUACAUGCACUGUCCUCUGGAGGUGCUGGACUGGAGCUACCGCUGCAGCCUACUCCUAGACGAAAUACUUAAAUGGACACCAGAUAUUCUGUGUCUCCAAGAGGUUCAGGAGAACCACUACCAUGAGCAUCUAUAUCCAGUCCUGUCUCAGAUGGGCUACACCUGUGUGUACAAGCGGCGGACAGGGACAAAGACAGACGGCUGUGCUACAUGCUAUCGAAGCAGUCGCUUCUCUGAGGUAUCAGUCACCCCCCUGGAGUUCUUCAGGCCUGACACAGAGCUGCUGGACCGGCACAAUGUGGGCAUUGUUUUGCUGCUUCGGCCUGUAGUCACCCAGGAGUCCAAAGCCAAGGCGAAGGGUCCGCUCCUCUGCGUAGCCAACACCCACCUGCUCUUCAACCCUAGGAGGGGUGACGUGAAGCUUGCUCAGUUAGCCAUAAUACUGGCAGAGAUCGACAGCAUGGUCAAGUCCUGUAAGGCCAAAGGUGAACACUGUGAUGUUGUAUUGUGUGGAGACUUUAACUCGGUCCCACACAUGCCUCUCUACCAGCUGAUCACCACUGGGGAGCUCUACUACCAGGGUCUUCCAGCAUGGAUGAUAUCAGGUCAAGAGGACCUGUCCUACAAAACAUAUUGUCACAGACUGUUUGCUCCCCUGUGGCCCAGCUGUCUGGGAAUCAGUGAUGCCUGCCAGUACACUACUGUCAAGGACACGUUUGAGAGCAAGAGUCAGAAGUCAGGGAAGUACAACCAUGACUUUAUGCUACAGCUGCGCUAUUGUCCAGCUGCAUGCGUCCGCCCUGUGGACCUGGAGCUGAUCCCAGGGGUGACCGACAACACACCAGAUGCCUCAAGGGGAAAUCAGCCUUAUAAUAAAAGUUUCAGACACACAAUCAGUCAUCGGUUACACCUGGAGUCGGUUUAUAAACACAUUCUCCCAGGCUCUGGCACCUCAGAAGUCACAACACUGCACUCUGAGGGGGGAGCCACUGUCGACUACAUCUUCUACUCCCCAAGACGCAUCUUAACCUCUGAUAAAAAAGAUGGAGGCAGCUUUGCGAAUGAGGGUCUGAAGCUGAUUGGUAGUCUCUCCCUCCUAUCAGAGGAUGUCUUGUGGUCAUUGAAAGGCCUUCCCAAUCACAUAUUCCCCUCUGACCAUCUCAGUCUCGUGGCCAAAUUUCAGCUGGACCUGAAUGCAGCAUGAUAGGAAGGACGGUGGGUGAAUUCAGUGGGUUGUACGUCAGAGGAUAAGCAUAUUUCCAUUCAAAUGGUUCAGGUCUUGCUCUGUACACAUUUGGUUUUUGUUUUUAUUAGCAUGAAUGGCAUUACUUGUGGUUCAGUCUUGGCAACACAGGUUCAUAGUUUUCUAACUGAAUUGAAGUUAAUAUUUUUGUUCAAAAGGGUCAGGAAAAAUAUAAUGAAUGCCAAUAUUCCGCUUCUUUCCACAUGGUUUUCAUCAGAUAAAUGAUGAGCCAUGAGUGAGAUACGACAAAUCUUAAUUGUGGUGAUGUAAUAGUUCAUUAAAAAAAAAAAAAAAAAAAAGAAUGAAGGCAGUGAUUGCUUUCUUUUUGGUGUGAUAAUACACACUGACGUGCUCCUUUUGUUGAUAACUACUCAGUCACAUUUUAAUUUAUUUUAAACCCAAUUUCAAAAUGAGAAUUAGAUUUCUCUCAUGAGCCAGCUCUAUUUUUUCAGAUGGGAAAAAAUACUGAAUAAAUAUUUUCCAUUAAUUUGUGACUCCUUUUUUUUAAUCUUUAACACAUUGCAGACAUUAAAUGUGUGCCUCCAGGCUGGAAAUAACAAUUUAUAGUUCCUUUCUGGAUUUAUGAUGUAGCAAGGUUUAAAUGCAUCCGCUAGCAUUAAUUCUUCCAGUUGGUGUUGGGCUGCCUGUGUAUCCUGUGCUGAGGCUGUGACCUGGUUGUUGGCUCUGCCCCUCCCAUCCCACUAAACUGAAGCACUCAGUUUGUUAGGGCAAAGAUGUCUGUGUGUGCUUGUGGGUGUGCGCGUG
Toxotes jaculatrix (banded archerfish) is the source of this 3098-nucleotide messenger RNA. It is a transcript of the gene angel1, whose product is annotated as angel homolog 1 (Drosophila). Lineage: Eukaryota; Metazoa; Chordata; Actinopteri; Toxotidae. Bases 39 to 2294 code for a protein of 751 amino acids. The transcript has 10 exons. Gene Ontology annotation, molecular function: 3'-5'-RNA exonuclease activity. The record is from RefSeq and is a predicted model, not a curated record.